Molecule: messenger RNA, 1915 nt
Organism: Xyrauchen texanus (razorback sucker)
Lineage: Eukaryota; Metazoa; Chordata; Actinopteri; Cypriniformes; Catostomidae
Gene: cpm
Product: carboxypeptidase M
Exons: 9
Coding region: 200-1522 (440 amino acids)
Biological process (GO): proteolysis
Cellular component (GO): cell surface
Molecular function (GO): metallocarboxypeptidase activity; zinc ion binding
Source: RefSeq, a predicted model, not a curated record
AGUCAGUCCGUCACUUUAACACAUGGCAGUAUGGAUCCAGACUCAUUUACUUCAAUGACACGAGCAGGAGAGCGACAUAAGUGCUUCAUUACUAUAAUAAGAAAUUAUAUUAUGACAGCAGAGUAACUCAACGGACAGCAGAAGAGCAUACUCAAGUAGGAGAAUAACCACAGAUCAUAGACCUUUAUGAGACAUAAGAAUGUUCGUCUUUACACUCUACCUGCUCCUCUGGUCCUGGCUGUCAUCCACUCACAGUCUGGAAUUUCGCUAUCAUAACACUGUAGAAAUAGAGCAGUACCUGAAAGACAUCAACAGGACGUAUCCAAACAUUACAUAUCUACACAGUAUCGGCCAGUCUGUUGAAGGAAGAGAACUCUGGGUCUUGAUACUGGGUCAACAUCCCAGAGAACACAGAACGGGCAUCCCGGAAUUUAAAUAUGUGGGCAACAUGCACGGUAAUGAGGUUGUGGGACGUGUGUUACUGCUGCAGUUGAUUGAUUACCUGACCAGCCAUUACCUGAGCGACCCUCUGGUGACCCGUAUGUUGAACAGCAGCCGUGUACACAUCCUGCCAUCCAUGAACCCAGACGGCUUUGAGUACUCUGCACGUGACUGCAUGUAUACAAUAGGCCGGUAUAAUAAGAAUGGAGUGGACCUGAACCGAAAUUUUCCAGAUGUGUUUGAGGCGAAUUCAGGCCAAACAGAGAAGGAGGUGAGGGCUGUGAUGGGCUGGCUCAAUACGGAGACCUUCGUCCUCUCGGCCAAUCUGCACGGAGGAGCGGUGGUCGCCAGCUAUCCCUAUGACAAUGGGGAUUUACAGGGAGCGUUGAGCAUUGCCCCCGACAACGACGUGUUUGUCCACCUGGCAAAGACCUACUCCUUCAAUCACUCAGAAAUGCAUAAAGGAGACAGCUGUAAUGAUUUCAAUGGCUUCAUCGAUGGCAUCACUAAUGGAAACUACUGGUAUCCUUUAAAAGGGGGAAUGCAGGACUAUAACUAUGUGUGGGCACAGUGUUUAGAACUGACACUGGAAAUCUCUUGCUGUAAGUUUCCUCCAGAGACAGACCUUCCUGGUCUAUGGCAAGCCAACAAACCUGCACUACUGGCGUACAUGCAGCAAGUUCACCUAGGUGUAAAAGGUGUAGUGAUGGACUCUAAUGGAAACCCUGUCCAAAAUGCCGUAGUCGAGGUGUAUGGGAGGAGAAAUCUUUGUCCAUUCAGGACAGAUCGUAAUGGGGAAUACUACAGGUUACUGUUACCGGGCAACUAUACUAUCACGGUGACAUACACAGGACACAAGACCGUCACACAAAACAUUUCUUUGCCGUAUGGUCCCGACACAUUCUCUGCCCUCACCAAAAACUUCCUACUUCAAAAGAGUGACAACAGCGCAACAGUAACACAACUGCCCGAGUUCUGCAAGACCACAAAUUUGAUAAUCACAGAGAACAACAGCGCCGCCCUGCUGCCCAGCACCCUCAUUGCACUCUCUGCAUUCACUCUCCAAAGACUGCUGCUGUAAAAGAGUAAAAUCUAAAUUAAGUUUGCUUACCUUGCACAAUCAACCUUUUAAUUUUUUUAUUUUAUACAAUAUACUAAGGCCAUAUCUACCAGUGUCAAAUAUUUUUACUUGAUUUUAAUAAACUAUCGCUCAGUGUAACUAUUAUAUGGUGGUUAGAAAGUCCAGUUUUCCAAUGUUGUUGGAAGUUAAUGCUGUAAAGUGAGAAAUUAUUAAAAGUACCUGUAUAUUUGUUUUGAGAAGUGGAGGGCUGGUUGUUAAAAACAAAAUAUGCUACAAUAGUGACAAAUGACAAUGAUAUAUGUAGAAGGCCAUAUAUGUUAUAUAUAUAUAUAUAUAUAUAUAUAUAUAUAUAUAUAUAUAUAUAUAUCUAUAUAUAUAUUUGUACACAAAUAU